Strongylus vulgaris is the source of this 458-nucleotide messenger RNA. The record is from the annotation of a GenBank genome assembly. Lineage: Eukaryota; Metazoa; Nematoda; Chromadorea; Rhabditida; Strongylidae.
UUGUUUGUGAGAAAAAUUAGAGAAAUUCCAUUGCUCAGUUUGAGAGAAGUGAACCUAACGAAUUUAUGCUUAGGCUACGCAGCAAGUUGCAUAUUUGGCAAGUUGUCUACAGCGGUGGCUAUUCUUCCAAUCUUUGUCACACCUAUGCUAGCGUUUGGAGGUUACUUCAUUAACCAAGCGAGUCUUCCCUGGUUCUUCUAUCCGUUCAAAUAUCUCUCGUAUUUUGGUUAUGCCUUCGAAAGUUUGGUGGUGAACGAGUGGACUCACGUCGAUUCAAUUUCCGGCUGUAAACCAAAUGGCACAGGCUGUUACAAUAACGGCACGGACGUGAUUGCAAGGCUUAGCUUUUCCCCUAAUAAGAUGUGGAUCAAUGUCAUUAUAGUUGCAGCGAUGAUUAUCGCCAUUCGUACUUUAGCGUUCGUGGGCUUAUUUACAAGAGCCAAACUUAAGAAAUGAUU